AUGGCGGCCACCGUCAGAGCAGGACAGGACCAAGCCCCCGGUUUUGUCCCCAUGGAGGCCCCUGGCGAACAGGGCCAGACAGGCAUCCAAGGCCCCCCAGGCCCCCCAGGGCCCCCUGGACCAAGUGGCCUUCUGGGGCCUCCAGGACUGCCCGGCCCCAUGGGACCGCCUGGCUUACCUGGACCUCCUGGACCCAAGGGAGACCCUGGAGUCCAGGGCUACCACGGCCGGAAGGGAGAAAGGGGCAUGCCAGGGAUGCCCGGCAAGCACGGCGCCAAGGGGGCGCCAGGAAUCGCGGUGGCCGGGAUGAAGGGUGAGCCUGGGACCCCAGGAGCCAAGGGCGAGAAGGGGGCUGCGGGCGCUCCCGGGCUCCUUGGACUCCUGGGGCAGAAGGGAGAGAAGGGCGACGCAGGAAACGCCAUUGGAGGAGGCAGAGGGGAGCCCGGACCCCCAGGACUCCCGGGGCCCCCGGGGCCAAAGGGAGAAGCUGGCGCUGAGGGCCAGGCCGGGGCCCCUGGACAGCAAGGAAGCAAGGGGGAUCCCGGAGCAGCUGGAGUGCAGGGACCCGCUGGCCCCCCGGGCGCCAAGGGGGAACCGGGCAAAGGCAAGAUGGUGGGCUACAACGGCAACAUCAGCGAGGCGCUCCAGGAGAUCCGCACGCUGGCCCUGAUGGGCCCACCUGGUCUUCCCGGGCAAAUCGGCCCACCUGGUGCUCCAGGGACCCCAGGCCAAAAGGGGGAGAUCGGGCUGCCGGGGCCUCCAGGCCAUGACGGGGAAAAGGGGCCUCGAGGCAAACCCGGAGACAUGGGCCCGCCCGGUCCCCAAGGCCCCCCGGGAAAGGCCGGGCCUGCAGGCACCAAGGGAGAAGGCGGAGAGACGGGGAGCCCAGGAGAGAAGGGGGCCAAGGGGGAGCCGGGCCAGGCGGGCUCUCCGGGUCUGGAUGGCCCAACUGGGGAGAAAGGAGAACCAGGCAGCCCAGGCAGACCAGGGGCCACAGGGCUGCCCGGCCCCAUCGGGCUGCCGGGAUUCACGGGAGAGAAAGGAGAGCCCGGGGAGAAGGGGGACUCAGGAGCAGAGCUUCCUGGGCCACCUGGGCCAGAAGGGCCUCCCGGACCUCCGGGCCUCCAGGGCGUUCCUGGACCAAAGGGGGAAGUGGGACUGGAAGGAGCGAAGGGAGAGCAAGGCAUCCAGGGAGAAAAAGGAGACCGAGGGGCGCUGGGCCUCCCCGGAGCUUCAGGUUUGGACGGCAGGCCUGGGCCACCGGGUACUCCGGGACCAACUGGAGUUCCAGGCCCAGUGGGACCAAAGGGAGAGAGGGGCAGCAAAGGUGACCCUGGGAUGACAGGACCAAUGGGAGCAGCCGGGCUUCCUGGUUUACACGGACCACCUGGGGACAAAGGAAACCGGGGACACCGAGGUUUUAAAGGCGAGAAAGGGGAGCCAGGGCUACCUGGGCUGGACGGACUGGAUGCCCCGUGCCCAUUGGGCGAAGACGGCUUACCCGUCCAGGGCUGCUGGAACAAGUGAUGCCUCUAACCUAGGAUUGGCCUGAGUGUGUGUGUGUACAUAGAAUAUUUAUUUUUAUACAGUUUUCACUCUCUGAAAAUGCCAGAAGGAUGAUGCAUAUUACAGAUUAUUAAAAAACGAAAAGAAAAAAAGAAAGCCUUACAUACUUUGUACAGAAAAUACCAACCUCCUAACGUUUUUUUAUUUGUUUGUUUACAAGACGCAUAAGUCCUGGACCCUAAUACACUUUUUGUUCGUGAGCAUGGCCAGAUGUUUGCAUGGUAUUUGUGCACACUUAUUAAGGAUGGACGCUUAAUAAAUUAUUGAGUUCUGGUGCCAAAAGGGGGCUCCACCGGCACCGAGGUGCAGGCUGCCUUCCCCCUCAAGUGAAUUCACAGAAACGCAGAGGGCCACAGUGAUCGGCCAAGCAACGCGUGACUAUGGACACU
Messenger RNA from Sorex araneus (European shrew), 1955 nucleotides. RefSeq names its product collagen alpha-1(XIII) chain-like. The record is from RefSeq and is a predicted model, not a curated record. Lineage: Eukaryota; Metazoa; Chordata; Mammalia; Eulipotyphla; Soricidae. The transcript is spliced from 29 exons. The coding region runs from base 1 to 1527 and encodes 508 amino acids.